AUGUCAAUUGGAACAUUCCCAUAUAAAUUAGUCUUUGGAAAGGCUUGCCAUUUGCCAGUUGAAUUAGAACACAAAGCUUUUUGGGCACUGAAAGUAUUAAACUUUGAAUUAACCUCUGCUGGUAAAAAGAGAUUUUUUCAGGUUAAUGAAAUGGAAGAGCUGAGGUUGGAAGCUUAUGAAAAUGCCAGAAUUUUCAAAGAAAAAACUCAAAUAUGGCAUGGCAAUUUGAUCCGACAAAAGAGUUUUAAAAUAGGAGAUCGUGUACUUCUCUACAAUAGUCGACUCACGCUAUUCCCAAGAAAAUUAAAAUCCAGGUGGACAGGUCCUUACAAUGUUACAGGUGUUACUUCCUAUGGAGCAAUUGAAAUUCAACAGAACAGUGGAGGAAACAAAUUUAAGGUAAAUGGUCAGAGACUCAAAUUGUACUUUGGAGGACAUUUUGAGCAGCAUCCAUCAGUCACUCUGAUAGACUGA
Messenger RNA from Nicotiana tabacum (common tobacco), 474 nucleotides. RefSeq lists its product as uncharacterized. The record is from RefSeq and is a predicted model, not a curated record. NCBI's taxonomy places the organism in Eukaryota, Viridiplantae, Streptophyta, Magnoliopsida, Solanales, Solanaceae.